Sphenostylis stenocarpa is the source of this 1167-nucleotide messenger RNA. Lineage: Eukaryota; Viridiplantae; Streptophyta; Magnoliopsida; Fabales; Fabaceae. The record is from the annotation of a GenBank genome assembly.
AUGGGCCCGAAUAUCCUUCUACCAACUCGAGCUAAUUCUCCGAACCCUCACGCCAAGUUUGGUCCCAUUGUCACCCUCCGCGUGGGGUCUCAUCGAGCCAUAUUUAUCGCGGACCGCACCCUCUCCCACCAAGCUCUCGUCCAAAACGGCUCCCUCUUCUCCGACCGCCCCAAGGCCCUCUCCAUCUCCAAAAUUGUAAACAACGACCAACGCAACAUCACAUCCACCUCCUACGGACCCACGUGGCGUACCUUCCGCCGAAACCUCACCUCGGAUAUGCUCCACCACUCCCGCGUCAAGUCCUUCUCUGGGAUCCGCAAAUGGGUCCUCCACACCCUCCUCACCCACCUUAAAUACGAUUCCCAGUCCAACUAUUCUUUCAGAGUCAUCGACCGCUUUCAAUAUGCUAUGUUCUGCUUGCUCGUCUUCAUGUGCUUCGGGGAACAACUCGAUGAUGGCAAAAUCAGAGAUAUCGAGCGCGUGAACCGUCAGUUACUUCAAGGGUUCACCAGGUUCAGAAUCCUUGAUAUCUGGCACAAGGAGGAAGGUGUUAUUUCGUACGUUGAUGCUCUGUUGAAUUUGCAGUUGCUGGAGGAGAGACGCAACCUCAACGAAGGGGAGAUUGUGACGCUAUUGCAAGAGAGGUUGGUUGAUGAGAUAAGGGAGGUACUGGGUGAGAGAGAGCAGAGGGAAGUGAAAGAGGAGGACUUGCAGAAAUUGCCUUAUCUGAAAGCUGUGAUUUUGGAGGGUUUAAGGCGUCACCCACCUGGGCACUUUGUGUUGCCGCAUGCAGUGACUGAGGACGUGAUUUUUAACGAUUACUUGAUCCCAAAGAAUGCGACUGUGAAUUUCAUGGUGGCAGAGAUGGGGUGGGACCCUAAGGUAUGGGAAGAUCCAAUGACGUUUAAGCCAGAGAGAUUUAUAAGUGAUGAGGGCUUUGAUAUUACUGGAAGUAAAGAGAUCAAGAUGAUGCCCUUUGGUGCAGGGAGGAGGAUUUGCCCUGGUUAUAAUUUGGCAUUGCUUCAUUUGGAGUACUUUGUGGCUAAUUUGGUUUGGAAUUUUGAGUGGAAGCUUCCAGACGGAGGGAAAGUGGAUUUGUCAGAGAAACAAGAAUUCACUGUGGUAAUGAAAAACGCAUUGCAGGUUCAUCUUUCUCCUAGGAAAUAG